This is a messenger RNA of Entrophospora sp. SA101, 327 nucleotides long. The record is from the annotation of a GenBank genome assembly. NCBI's taxonomy places the organism in Eukaryota, Fungi, Glomeromycota, Glomeromycetes, Entrophosporales, Entrophosporaceae.
AUGACAAACCGUUUGAAUGAUAAAGAGAAAGAAAUUUUUGAGGAAGCUUUAUUAUGUGCAAGAUAUGAUGAAUUUGGCAAUACUGCCCUUCACAUGGCAAGUGCAAAUGGACACAUUGAAAUUGUAAAGUUUAUAAUAGACACAAUAUGUUCUUCUUCCACCAAUGAUGAUUUUUCAAUUGGGACUUUAAUUAAUUCACAAAAUAAUUCUGGUAACACGCCAUUACAUUGGAGUGCAUUAAAUGGACAUUUAGAUGUGGUUGAGAUUUUAUUGAAUCAUGAUGAUGGUAAUAAUAUCAAGGUAAUUUCCACUAAAUUUCUUUGUUAA